Drosophila grimshawi is the source of this 921-nucleotide messenger RNA. RefSeq lists its product as uncharacterized. The record is from RefSeq and is a predicted model, not a curated record. Bases 46 to 822 code for a protein of 258 amino acids. The transcript has 2 exons. Lineage: Eukaryota; Metazoa; Arthropoda; Insecta; Diptera; Drosophilidae.
CAAUUGUGGUUAGUUUUAAGUUAUGCAACUGGGUCAAUUGUGCUCAUGAUCGAUAAUGCAAAUACUCGGAGCAGCUGCUACCCGCAUUCGUCUAAGCAGUUAAUCUCUGGCAUGUGGGUCGAAGUUUUAUAUAAAUUCUUACUAAUUGACAUAUGCCUGUCACAGUACGACGGCAACAUGAAUUCUGCCACUAUCCUGUUGUUUGCUGUGCUGCUUCUCGCUGAGCUGUGGUGCCCUGGCCAGGCCGAUGAGAGUCCCGGCUUCUUUCUGAAGAUCACCAAGAAUGUGCCACGACUAGGCAAGCGCAGCGAAGGUUUCCCCAUGAAGAAUAUGAAGACCAUACCACGCAUUGGUCGCAGCGAUCCAAAACAAGCUUCUGUUACUUCCUUACUGGCCUGGCUAUGGAAUAUGGACAUGGACUUGACUCAGCCGCAGUUGAGCAAGCGUCGUCUUGGCAACAACAAUGGCGUCGCCAAUGUGGAGCGGGAACUGAACGUUGUGCAGCCGGUAAACUCGAAUACGCUGCUGGAGCUAUUGAAUCGAAAUGCUAUUCCCAGCGAGCAUGUCAAGUUCGUGCAUUGGAAGGACUUUGAUCGUGCACUGCAGGCCGACGCGGAGUUGUAUGCAAAAGUUAUACACCUGGGACGCGAUCCGGAUCAGCGAUUAAAGCAUGAUCUCAGCUUUAGCAGCUAUGUUCCUAUCUUUGGCUCUGACGUUGAUGGGCAAGGCAACGAUUUCAUGCUGUAUAACAAGGACGAUAGGGAUUUGUAUACCAGUUCAGGUCGUUUUGAUAGCAACUUUAUGCAAUAUAAUCGCUUGUAAGAGUAACUUGUACUUGUAACUUUCAAAUAUGCUAUGUACAUUUUGUCUAAUGUCAGUCUUUGUGACUUUGUGUGCGCAAUGGUUAAAAUAAAGUCAGGA